Beta vulgaris subsp. vulgaris (sugar beet) is the source of this 1486-nucleotide messenger RNA. RefSeq names its product probable F-box protein At3g61730. Gene Ontology annotation, biological process: reproductive system development. Gene Ontology annotation, cellular component: nucleus. The transcript is spliced from 8 exons. Gene Ontology annotation, molecular function: protein binding. Bases 76 to 990 code for a protein of 304 amino acids. The record is from RefSeq and is a predicted model, not a curated record. NCBI's taxonomy places the organism in Eukaryota, Viridiplantae, Streptophyta, Magnoliopsida, Caryophyllales, Amaranthaceae.
ACUCCAUUAAACAACCACUUCAUUUCAAAAACAAACAUUGCGAUUCAUUGAUCAACCAACGAAAAUCUGAAGAAAAUGGCGAAACGAUUGAAGAGAACUAAUCCUAUCUGCUCCUGCAACUCUCCUCGUGCUUCUUCCUUCUUCUCUCUUCGCUCUUCCUUCUCCUGGUUUGAAGAUGAUAUGUGGAUUGAGAUAGCAAAAUACCUAGAUGGAAGGUCACUGGUGAUGCUUGCAACUACUUGCAAAUGGUUCUACAAGAAUCUAUCAGAAGAGUGCGUGUGGAAGUUCGCUUGCUUACGCGAUCUAAGGGUUCCUGAUCCAGGAUAUGUGUCUUUUAAGUGGAAGAAACUCUAUGCCUCAGCUUUUGAUGGGAGUCACUCUUACUUGUUUCGCCAGCAGGAGAAACACAUAGAUUGGAUUCGUAUUGGUGCAUUUUUCCUAGAAUCAUCAGCAGCUAUUGUGACCGAGAAGCUGAUUUGUCCUCCUCGGAGGAUCCCUCAGAAGGAGACUCUAGAACAGAUGUUGCAAUCCCGCGGAUUGUGUGUGCUCACCAACAUCAAAACUGGAAUCUGGAUAGCUGAUUUGCAGCUUGUUCGUUGCCCCGUUUGUGACCUUGAUACAUGUGAUGGUACAAUGCAGACACUAGAUGCAAGGAACUUUGAAUUAUUCUUGCAUGAGGAUUACCAAGAUGGAAGCUGGGAUUACACACAAAUUGGUUCACAUGAGACUAAAAAGCAUCUGGAUGGAGCUUCUGGUGCCAUAUUUGACAUGAAACACCUCAAAGACGCUUCCACUGCAGCGGUUUUCAACACAAAGUCGUGGAUUGGAAAACGAAACGACUGGCAGCCAAAGGCCAAGGUCACUCUUCAUGCUGUCGCAGUCAACACCAAUUUACAACAAAAUGAAGGGAUAAAUGUCAAAUUCCAUGUCAUGAGAGCCGCAACUGAUGGCCAAAUCAUGGCGAUAAGAGUCUCUCAACAGCUCCUGUAAAUCCUGCUGCAAAAAUACGAGCUAGGCCACAAUUGAAGUACCUCACUGCUGAAAAUUUUGAGAAACAGAACUUUUCCUCCCACAAUUAUAUGCACUCUCAUCGAAGUACCUCACUAUCCUCAUUUCUUAGUCCAUCCUUUUCACCAGCUCCAAUCAUAGUCGAUCUAUCAACUUCCAUUACAACUAUAUAAGUAGCUAAGAACUAAGAAGUAACUCAUACGUUAGUAAACAAACGAUUAUACUAUUAUACAGAGAGAAAUCUGAAAGUCCAGAAGGGAGGUUUCAAGUAUUGCUUUUGACCUAUAGAUUUUUAGCUAUUAUAGUAAGCUUUACUCAAUUAGAUAUUCAGUCACAUAAGACCUUGUAAUUCUGAUUAUCAUAGUUUAAUCUUCUUCGUUCAUUCGACACAAAAUCCCUAAACUUCGAGAGAAAUCAAAGAGAGGUCGACUCUUUAUUUGUUUAUAAGCUACAUUCAGGAUGUAUCACAUUCAUUUUU